AUGAGGAAGGCAGCGCUGGUGGUUUGGAUCAGCCUUUUGGUACAAGUGUCCCACGGUGCUCAGGGACAUUAUGCUCGCAAACUCCUGGCUGACCUGAUGGAGAACUACUCCAACGCUCUAAGGCCAGUGGACGACACAGACAAAGCCCUCAAUGUCUCCCUGCAGAUCACCUUGUCACAGAUCAAAGAUAUGGAUGAAAGGAACCAGGUGCUGACCACGUACCUGUGGAUCAGGCAGGUCUGGCAUGAUGCCUACCUGAAGUGGGACAAGGAGGACUAUGACGACCUGGAGAUGAUCAACAUCCCCAGCGACCUGGUUUGGAAGCCCGACAUCGUCCUCUACAACAAGGCAGACGAGGAUGCAGGUGCAUCCAGCACUAAUGUGAAGCUGCGUUAUAAUGGAGAGAUCGUCUGGGACUCUCCAGCGAUCACAAAGAGCUCAUGUGUGGUGGACGUCUCCUACUUCCCCUUCGACUGGCAACAGUGCAAGCUCACCUUCGGCUCCUGGACCUACAAUGGCAACCAGGUGGACAUCAGUUUGGGGAUGGACCACGGCGACCUGUCGGACUUUGUGGAGAACGUGGAGUGGGAGUGUCACGGCAUGCCGGCGGUCAGAAAUGUCAUGAUGUACGGCUGCUGCUCCGACCCCUACACCGAUAUCACCUACACCCUGCUCCUGAAGCGCCGCUCCUCUUUCUACAUCUUCAACCUGCUCCUGCCCUGCUUCCUCAUCUCGUUCCUGGCCCCGCUGGGCUUCUACCUGCCGGCCGACUCGGGGGAGAAGGUUUCCCUCGGGGUGACGGUGCUGCUGGCGCUCACCGUGUUCCAGUUGCUGGUGGCUGAGAGCAUGCCUCCUGCAGAGAGCAUGCCCUACAUAGGGAAGUACUACAUAGCCACCAUGACUAUGAUCACAGCCUCCACGUCUCUCACCAUCUUCAUCAUGAAUAUUCAUUUCUGUGGCGCCGAGGCCAAGCCGGUCCCUCACUGGGCUAAGGUGCUCAUCAUUGACUACAUGUCCAAAAUCUUCUUCGUCUACGAGGUGGGGGAGAACUGCACCACGGCUGAGAGUGAGAAGACCCCGCUGUACCCGGAGGAACCCGCCAACGACGGUGGCAGAGGCGGCCACCGCGACAACCAUUUCCCUGAAUACCACCACAACGGCGACCCGUACGAGUACAGCAACGGCCACGGCGUGCGCCAUCACGGCAAGCAUCACAAAAGCCAGGCGAAUGGCAACGCCAACAACAGCCGCCACCAGUACAACCACAACAGCAACCACACAGCCAGGCUGGAGAGGGGCGAAGGGAAGCGAGAGCCCACACAGCGCUACCACCACAUUGGGAGGGACGAGUUGGACUACCAGGCCUCUCCUCAUCCGCGAAACCUCCGACACCUCAACAGAGGGCCGAAGGAGCAACUCCUCUACCCCACGGAGAAACUUGAAGUCCCAGCCUGCCCCUGCUGCUGCCCCUGCCUCCAGCAUAAACAGGUGGUGAAGAACAUCCAGUUCAUCGCCAACUGCUUCCGUGAGCAGAAGGCCACUUGUGUCAAGGCCGCAGAGUGGAAGAAGGUUGCCAAGGUGAUGGACAGGUUUUUCAUGUGGAUAUUCUUCUUCAUGGUCUUCCUCAUGAGCAUCCUCAUCAUCGCCAAGGCAUCCUGACAGCCUCCAUCAUCUUAUUACCAUUGCGAUAACUUCCGUCCUCCCGUCAUCGCUGGAGCUCAGCACUACUCAAGACUCAUCCUCAUUUUUACUUUGAUGCAACACCAAAUUACUGUUUUAUAUGUGUGUCAGCAUUGUGUUGUGUGUGUGUGUGUGUGUGUGUGUGUGUGUGUGUGUGUGUGUGUGUGUGUGUGUGUGUGUACGCGUGUGCAGGUUCAUUGUUACUUUUUUGCUUUGACAUAAAGAGGAAAAGGUCACCGCGCACAAGUCAUCCAAUUAACCGCGCGGGCGCGGGGAGCUCAUCAAAGCCUCUCGCUUCAUUAACGUCAGGUGUGCUUGCAUGUGUGACGGAGCAGUUGAGCGGUUAGACAAUCCCGGCCACGCCUUGAACAUGCAUGAACUCUCCAUUAUGGAUGAGCUAACAGAGAGACAUCCAGCUAUAGGCGUCUUAUUACUUACACUACGUUUUAGGGUGAAUGGAUGAUGCCAUUUUCCAGA
Molecule: messenger RNA, 2157 nt
Organism: Anarrhichthys ocellatus (wolf-eel)
Lineage: Eukaryota; Metazoa; Chordata; Actinopteri; Perciformes; Anarhichadidae
Gene: chrna9a
Product: cholinergic receptor, nicotinic, alpha 9a
Exons: 7
Coding region: 1-1659 (552 amino acids)
Biological process (GO): monoatomic ion transmembrane transport
Cellular component (GO): postsynaptic membrane
Molecular function (GO): transmembrane signaling receptor activity; acetylcholine-gated monoatomic cation-selective channel activity
Source: RefSeq, a predicted model, not a curated record